Molecule: messenger RNA, 4160 nt
Organism: Alligator mississippiensis (American alligator)
Lineage: Eukaryota; Metazoa; Chordata; Crocodylia; Alligatoridae
Gene: VEGFA
Product: vascular endothelial growth factor A
Exons: 8
Coding region: 846-1496 (216 amino acids)
Biological process (GO): induction of positive chemotaxis; response to hypoxia; positive regulation of protein phosphorylation
Cellular component (GO): membrane
Molecular function (GO): heparin binding; growth factor activity; chemoattractant activity
Source: RefSeq, a predicted model, not a curated record
CUCGGUCAUAGCACCGCGGAGCAGUUGCAGAGGGAGAGCGAGGAGAGAGGCGCAGAGCGGCAGGACAGAGGGUGCGCGGCUCUGCUCUGCCCGGCGUGCGAGACCCAGCGCAGUGCAGGCUCUCCCCCAGGAAGGAGGGAGAGGGACAGCACAGAUCCGCACAGGAGGGACGAGAGCAGAUUUAGGAGGAGCGGCUCUCCUUGUGAACCGGGAUUUGCUAGCAGUUUGGUCUCCCCCCCGCUUCUUCUUCCUAUCCGCUCCUUAAUUUAUUUUUCUCUCCCUCCCUCCCUGCCGGCACAGCUCGGAUUGUUCCUCUCUCCCUCUCUCCUUUAUUUUUGUUUUGUUUUUUGAUUCCUUUUGCAAACGGUGGCCAGAGCAAGGGGAGCAAGGAGGGCGAGCCAGGCAGCCCCCUCUCCCCACUUCCAGGCACCCGAGGCUGGGAUCAACCCCCCCCCGCUCCUCUCCCCGUGUUGGACCCCGGCCCCUGCCAAGGGACAGAGCAGGCCGGGCCGGCAGGCAGCCCGCCCGAAGCUGGGAUCAUGCAUUGAAACUUUCGGGCAAACUUUGGUGGUGUGCGGGGCGUGCGGCGCCCGGAUCGCUGGAGGCGGCGGCGGGCGUGUGCGUGGCCGUGUCCGUGUCUGUGUCCGGGGGGCGGCGGCGGCGCAGCGGAGCCGGUGCCAAGGGGGGCAGAGCCGCGGGAGCGGAGCGCAUGGAGAGCUGAGCCCGGAGCCUGGGAGCGUCUCGCGGAGCCGGAGGAGGCACAGCGCGCCCAGCGCAGCUCAGCGCAGCGCAGCGGGGAAGGCGGCGCCCGGCCAGGAGCCCCCCGCCGCCCCGCGCCAGGAACCAUGAACUUUCUGCUCGCUUGGAUCCACUGGGGGCUGCCGGCGCUGCUCUAUCUGCACCACGCGGAGUUGUCGCAGGCAGCUCCGACCCUGGGGGAUGGGGAGAGGAAACCCAAUGAAGUUAUCAAGUUCUUGGACGUUUAUGAGCGCAGCUACUGCAGGACAAUCGAGACCCUGGUGGACAUAUUUCAGGAGUACCCAGAUGAGGUGGAGUACAUCUUCAAGCCAUCCUGUGUACCCUUGAUGAGGUGUGCGGGCUGCUGCGGUGAUGAGGGUCUAGAGUGUGUCCCCGGAGAAGUGCACAACGUCACCAUGGAGAUCAUGAGAAUUAAACCCCAUCAGAGUCAACACAUAGCAUACAUGAGCUUCUUACAGCACAGUAAAUGUGAAUGCAGACCAAAGAAAGAUGUCAAAGCUAAGCAAGAAAAAAAAUCAAAGCGAGGAAAGGGGAAGGGUCAAAAGAGAAAGCGCAAGAAAGGCCGGUACAAACCACACAGCUUUCACUGUGAGCCUUGCUCAGAGAGGAGAAAGCACUUGUUUGUACAAGAUCCCCAGACCUGUAAAUGUUCCUGCAAAAACACAGAUUCACGUUGCAAAUCGAGGCAGCUUGAGUUAAACGAGCGCACUUGCAGAUGUGACAAGCCGAGACGGUGAGCAGCGGAGAAGAAGGGGGAACAGCCCUGUUUUUGGAGCCUGAUUUCUCACCUGGACAGGAAAAAAAACACUAAUCCAAAUGAACCUUAAAAUGAAGGAUCGGUAGAGCACAGCACUUUCAGUACGGACGAUGGACUCUGGAAGGAACAUUCCCCAAGGCACCCGCCGCACAGAAUACACCUUUUGGUUUUGAACUGUUGUUUUUUGUUUUCUUUUCAUGCUGCUAAAUAAUGGAGCCAGGAAGACUAUAGGGUGUAUUUUAUGGGAUUCCCAUACAUACAUAUAUAUGUGUGUGUAUAUGUGUGUGUGUGUGUAUGUAUGUGUGUGUACAUAUAUACACACAUACACAUAUACACACACAUAUAUAUGUGUGUGUAUGUAUGUGUGUGUGUGUAUAUGUGUUUAUUUUUAACCACAUAUACAUAUAUAUAGAGAGCGAAAAUGUGCGUGUGUGUAUAUGUGUGUGUGUGUAUGUGUGUGUAUACAUACAUACACACACACACUGAUUUUUUUUAACAUUACUAAUGUUAUUGGUGUCUUCACUGGAUAUAUUCGACUGCUGUGGACACAAGCGGGCUACUUGGGGCAUAAGAAACAAGCUAAGACUGGACUUUGGCAGAAGCGCUGAGUGUAAUCUUCUUAACCCUUACUGACUUGUGCGGCUUCUGCUGUUUCUCUGUAAAGCGUGCUGUUCCACAAACCACAUUCUCCUCACCUUGGAAGGGGAGAAGAAUUAACAGAGAGGAGGGGCAGGGGAUUCUAAAGAGCAGAGCCUCAAGGUGUUAUGGUCAAAGAUCACGGAAAUGGCUCAGGAUGCUGGGCCGGCUGCAUGAUUGAGGAUUCCUUUUCCCCGCCUUCCCACAACCUUCACCCUGACUCAUCUCAUGACCUGUCUGCCUUGCUUGCACAUGGGACAUCAGUGUAUGUUUUGUGUUGGUAUCACUCACUGUAGAAACUCUGCCAGGGGUACAGUCUGGCCUUAAAGGAUGGUGAGCAGCUGAUACACAAACCUUUAUGCUCAAGGAAGUAUCACAGGAGUCUACAUUUUCCGCUGUUGGUGGCUGCAAAAAGGACACAUGGCCUACAGUGUGCUGAAGCAAGAAUGGGGACCGGUGUAUAGCCACGCCUUUGUUCAGCACUGUCUGCUCUCUUCAUGCACAGAGCUGCCACUGAAGAGCAUCCAAGAUGCUUAUGGAACGUUUCUGGAAAGGGAUAUUAAUCAAAAGUAUAUAUACAGUAGGGUUGCGUGUAUGUGUGUCAUGAAUGUGUGCGCAUGUGUGCGUGUGUGUGUGUAUAAUUAUAUUAUUUUAAAUAUAUGUGGCUAAGACUUUCAAAAAAAUUGCUUGGGAUUUUGUCUGCCUUAUUUUUCAGGUGCCCAAGCUGUUUCCUCCCUAAAGAGGCCUGAUUCUUCACAAAGUGCUGGACAGCUGCCCUCUUAAUGACAGGUGUCUCUGAAGUGUGUUGGGCACUCAAAGCUGAGUCACGCAAAAUCUCAAGUCACUGCUGAAAGUCUGGGCUGUGUGUAUGUGUGUGUAUAUCAGUAAUACGUGAUGGUGUGUAUAUAUAUAUACACACACAUACCCCCAUGCCCACACACAAAAAUGUGUGUUUGUAUGUCUAUGUGGAUAUAUAAUCUAGUUCUGUGAUUUAAAAAUGCAGUCACCCAAAAGGUACUAGGUCUGUGUCAGAAUGCUGCCAAAUGUCAUCUGCAAUUGAACUUUCAACGCCUGAUAAUGUACCAAAUGGGAAGCUUCCAAAAGACAAGGCAGUCUAAAAACAGACUCACAACAAGUGACUACUAACCACUAGGAAUUCCCCAUGAAGCUGAUGGCUUUCAGAGAGAGAGAAACAUGCCGGCGUCUGCCUGCCUCCAACACGUAUAUAUGUUCCUGCUGCAUCAUGUGCAAGACAGAGACUUCCAAGGGGGGAAGAGAAAGUGUUUUAUAUACUUAUUUAAUAUCCCUUUUAAAAUUAGAAAUUAAACAGAUAAUUUAAUUAAAGAGUAGGGAUUUUUCAGUAUUCUUUGUUAAUAUUUAAUUUCAACUAUUUAUAAGUCAUACCUCUUUUUUUUUUUUUUAUUUGUACUGGUUGUGUAUAAAUUUAACUCCUAUGGUCCCAUCCCAUAUCUCCCCAAUUGUUGGCAGAGUCAGUAGCAUGUUAUAGGCAGUUAUUUAAUUAAUUUCUCUAACACAUCCCCCUACACAUUCCUAUUGUGACAAGGGUUAGAUAUACAUCUACAUACUAUAUAUAUAUAUAUUUGGCUAUGCGUGUGUGUAUAUAUGUAUAUGUAUAUGUGUAUAUAUAUAUAUAUAUAUAUAUAUAUACACAUAUAUGUUUAUGUAUAUGUGUGAUUCGGAUUAAAUAGACACUACAAAUUUUUAUAUAUGUAAAAAACCCCAGGAAAAAUAGAAAAUUUUACAUCUUGAAUCUCUCUCCUUUUUAAUUUUAAUAUUUGUUAUCAUUUUAUUUAUUGGUGCUACUGUUUAUCUGUAAUAAUUGCGGGGAAAAAAGAUAUUAACACUACAUAUUGUGUCUAGUGAAUUUUUUCAAGAUAUUCCAUAGUACAUAUUUAUUUUUAAACAAAGAAUUUACAGAUAUAUCUUAAAAACGACAACGGCAACAAACAAACCUUUUUUGUAUUAAAGAAUUUAAUUCUGACCUUGA